CAAAAAGAGAAACGUCAAAUAUCUUCGCAGCGCAGUGCAGCUUUAUUUACGUUUUGCCACCGUUUGAUGAAAUUUCGUGAAAACUCUGCAAACAAUUUUCGCUAAAAUUUAGUGUAAAUCCGGUGCCAGCCAAAUCGUGUCCACCAUGGCGGGUGGUUCCUCACGGAUUCCCAUCUCGAUGCUGCUGCAGGACAAGUCCAGCCUGCCGGAGGAUGACGAAGAGCCGAAAAAGCAAUCGCGCGAGGACUGGCGCAAGGCGAAGGAGCUAGAGGAGGCCCGUAAGGCUGGUACGGCUCCGGCCGCCGUCGACGAAGAGGGCAAGGACAUCAACCCGCACAUUCCGCAGUACAUCAGCUCGGCACCGUGGUACUACAAUACGGCAGGGCCAACGUUGAAACAUCAGCGCCCGCAGGACGACCGGAAGAAGGAGUUUUCCGGGAUAGAUGAGUGGUACAGGAGGGGGGUGGACACGAGCAAGGUGGUGACCAAGUUCCGGAAGGGAGCGUGCGAGAAUUGCGGCGCGGUGACUCACAAGAAGCGGGAUUGUAUGGAGCGGCCUAGGAAAGUGGGGGCCAAGUAUAAUGGGGCAAAGAUAGCGCACGAUGAGUUUGUGCAGCCGAAGAUCACUUCGGAUUACGACGGGAAGCGCGAUCGAUGGGCUGGGUACGAUCCGGCCAACCACCGGGAGAUUGUUGAGGAGUACCAGAAGAUUGAGCAGGCCAAGCGGGAGCUGAGGGCUCAGAAGUUGAAGGAGAAUCCGGACGGAACGGAUGAGGAGGACGGGGAGGAUGGCGACGAGGACAAGUACGUGGACGAGGUGGACAUGCCGGGAACGAAGGUUGACUCGAAGCAACGGAUUACGGUACGGAAUCUCCGCAUUCGUGAGGAUACGGCGAAGUACUUGCGUAACUUGGACCCGAACUCGGCUUACUACGAUCCGAAGACCCGUUCCAUGCGUGACAAUCCGAACCCGAACCUCAAUCCGGAGGAGACGGACUUUGCCGGGGAGAACUUUGUCCGCUACUCGGGCGACAUCCAGAAGCACGCCCAGGCGCAGCUGUUUGCUUGGGAAGCGCACGGCAAGGGCGUGGAUGUGCACGUUCUGGCGGAACCGACCAAGCUGGAACUGCUCCAGAAGGAGUACGAGAAGAAGAAGGAUCAGUUCAAGGACGACGUCAAAAAUACGGUCCUGGAGAGGUAUGGCGGAGAGGAGCAUCUGAAAGCGCCCCCGAAAGCUCUACUCCUAGCCCAGACGGAACACUACGUGGAGUACAACCGAUUCGGAAAAGUUGUCAAGGGAGAAGAUAAACCGAUCAUUCGGUCUCAGUACGAGGAGGAUGUGUUCACCAACAAUCACACCAGCGUCUGGGGAUCGUUCUGGAAGGACGGCGUCUGGGGAUACAAGUGUUGCGAGUCGUUCAUUAAGAACUCGUACUGCGUCGGAGACAAUGGCAAGUCGUCCGGGUUGGCCAGGCCUCCGCCGUCGGAAACGGAACCGAUUGCGGGUCCUUCGAGGAUCACCACUUCCGAGUAUCAAAAGCAGGAGUUGUCUGCGGCCAAUCAGAAGCAGACUCAGAAGGAUAGCGGGAAGGAGGGAAAAUCUGGCGAAAGUAGCAGCAGCAGCAGCGAAUCUUCCUCCGAUUCGGAGUCGGAAUCGGAAGAAGAACGUAAAAAGUCCAAGAAGUCCAAGAAGAAGCGCAAGAAGGAGAAACGCCGACAGAAGCGAGAGGAGAAGAAGCGACAGAAGCAAGUGGAGAAGGCCAAGGUGAAGGAUAAGUUGCAGCUGGCGCUGAUGGCUGAGGAGGAACACCAGAAGCGUGCCGUCGAGCUGCUCAAGAUGGACGAAAGGAAACGACCGUACAACAGUAUGUACGAGGCGAAGGCACCUACCGAGGAGCAGAUGGAGGCGUACCAGAUGAAGCGUCGGCGGGACGAGGAUCCGAUGCUGCAGUUUAUGGAAAAAUAAGUGAAGCAGUAAGGUAAGUAAGAUGUAGGGUAGGCGAGCUAGGUGUAACAAUGUUCUGAUCUUGUGCAACAGAA
Molecule: messenger RNA, 2040 nt
Organism: Aedes albopictus (Asian tiger mosquito)
Lineage: Eukaryota; Metazoa; Arthropoda; Insecta; Diptera; Culicidae
Gene: Slu7
Product: pre-mRNA-splicing factor Slu7
Exons: 2
Coding region: 146-1966 (606 amino acids)
Biological process (GO): mRNA splicing, via spliceosome
Cellular component (GO): spliceosomal complex
Molecular function (GO): pre-mRNA 3'-splice site binding
Source: RefSeq, a predicted model, not a curated record